This is a messenger RNA of Fusarium pseudograminearum CS3096, 1521 nucleotides long. RefSeq lists its product as uncharacterized. The transcript is spliced from 4 exons. The coding region runs from base 1 to 1521 and encodes 506 amino acids. The record is from RefSeq and is a predicted model, not a curated record. NCBI's taxonomy places the organism in Eukaryota, Fungi, Ascomycota, Sordariomycetes, Hypocreales, Nectriaceae.
AUGGCGUUGUCGACCUGGGAACGCCUGGCGGCGAGUUACCGUGCCAAACAGCUCGAGGCAAUCCCAGCCAGCUGGAGGCUUACCCCGGAGCAAAAAGUGCAGCUCUCUCUGCACGGCCACGGUUCAUCGAUUGACGGCCGUCUGAUUGCUUCAGGAGCAGUUUCCAAGGCCGCCGUUCUAUCGAACCAUGAAAUAGACAUCACGGAGAACUAUGAUGCUGCCGAUCUAGUUAAGAAAAUCGCCCAAGGAGCCCUGUCGGCAGUGGAGGUGACAGUUGCAUUUUGUAAGCGCGCUGCUAUUGCGCAGCAGAUGGUCUCCUGCUUAACAGAGAUCUACUUCGAAGAGGCCAUGCAAAGGGCUCGAUUCCUUGACCAAUACGUUGCAGACAAUGGACAUACACUAGGGCCACUGCAUGGUUUACCGAUUAGCUUGAAGGAUUCAUUCCAACUCAAGGGUGGGAAAGCAACUCUUGGUUUCAUCACGAAUUUAACGAUGCCUGCAGCAGAGAAUAAUUCGGCGUUGGUAGAUCUGUUGCUCGACGCGGGCUGUGUUGUCUACUGCAAGACAAACAUUCCUCAAACAAUGAUGACUGCUGACUCGGAAAACAACAUUUUCGGGAGAACUCUUAACCCACACAAGACGGCAUUGACGGCUGGCGGCUCCAGUGGGGGCGAGGGAGCCCUGUUGGCCAUGAGGGGGUCUCCUUUGGGUGUAGGCACAGAUAUCGCAGGAUCCAUUCGCAUACCAGCCCUCUGUUGCGGCACAUAUGGUUUCAAACCAACCGCCGACCGCAUUCCCUAUGGCGGACAGGCGAGUCUACCGUUCCCGAAGCCGGAGUUCGAGGUUGGUAUCAAGGUUGUUGCUGGGCCCCUGGCGAACUCCCUGCAAGACCUUGAGAUGUUCAUGAAGAUCGUACUGGGUAGCAACCCUGGCCACUAUGAUACGAGUGCUAUCACUGAAAAAUGGCGCACGGUCGAGAAUGGCAGCAAUGGCAGCAUUACCAUCGGAGUUCUAUCACCAGAUCCGGAGUAUAUCCUCAUGCCUCCUGUCCGGCGAGCGAUGGACGAAGCCAUCGCCAAGCUACAGGCUGCCGGGCACAAUAUCGUCCAUCUACCAUUUGAGUACGCAACUAGUGCUGGGCUGGGUGGGCGUAUCGCUUUCCAGUGGUAUGGUCUAUUGUCGGUCUCCGGAUCGCUGGAGGACUACCUGGGUGAGCCCUUGGUCAGGUCUGUCGCUCGCAAUGUCCAUCCGUUCAGCAAGCACGCACCCCCCGUCGAGCCGAGUCUGGACCAACCUUCCCUGCUCAAGGAAUUGAGGGCUGCAACGCAAGCCUAUGAGAAAGCAUGGGAGAAUUUGUGGCAAACGUAUGCGCUGGAUGUAAUUCUUUCACCUGCCUCAAACACCACUGCAGUCCCUCACGAUACUUAUGGCGUUCCGGUUUAUACCUGCAUGUGGAACGUUCUAGAUGUGAGAGCUCACCAUACCAGCUCCUGGGGUGUGACUAUGACGCGUGCUCGCUAA